Messenger RNA from Prorocentrum cordatum, 1437 nucleotides. NCBI's taxonomy places the organism in Eukaryota, Dinophyceae, Prorocentrales, Prorocentraceae. The record is from the annotation of a GenBank genome assembly.
CAUCAGCCGAUGCUCUCUUUUUACAGCCCGCUCUCGACCGCGUCGGGCGCGAGCGUCCUGAGGAGGUGGCGCAGCAUCGAGGUCCUGUGGGGCCGUGCGAAGCAGACGGAGCAGGCGGGCGGCUUCCGGUACAACAGCGUGCUGCUCGUGCGCGACGACAACUAUUGGCUGACUCCGUACAUCUUCGACACCACGGACUUCGCGGCCCAUCCCAACUCAUUGAAGUCAAUGUCUUGUCUAGAGGCGCACGGCAUCAACGAUAAGAUGAUACAUCUCGGGCGGGAAGCGGUGGAGAAGGUUGGGAUGGCGUACCGAGCUUGGAAGGACAAGGCGCCCCCCUACGCCCUGCAGGACACCCGCAACGCCGAGGAGUUCCUCUUCAAGCUGGCGGCGGCUGGCGGCGUGGGCAUGCGGCCUUCUGGCUUCAAGUACGCCCUCGCGGCCACGACGGCCAGCGGGGUCCCGUGCUUCCGGAAGCAGACGUACAACCUGACGGGCAGGGGCGGCUACAGCGCCUGCUACGACGAGGCCAGCGAGAGUUCUCCCAUCACCAGGCUUUUCAGAUCCUUUAGUUGCGACGCCAUGAACCCCGCCUACUUCGACGCGCUGAAUAGGCAGGACGUGGCUGCUCUCAAGGGCGCCGUCUCUGAGGCGGCGGGUGCCGAGGAGGCGCCGAUCGUCUUCACCGUUGCGGACAGCGCCAGCGUCGACAGAGCCGGAAGGACGCUGCUGAGCCUGAGCAAGGCCGACCCGUCCACGAAGGCCGUGGUCGUGACACAGGAGCUCCAGUGUGAGGCAGUCAGGCGCUGGUCUUGCAAUGCCGUGUGCAUUGAGACGCGCGGGGCGAUCGACGGCUUCAAGUUCAAGCUCGCCCUGCUCACCACGGCGCUCAUGACCGGUGCAGCAAGCGGCAUCCUGUUCGCAGAGCCAGGUGUCGAGUUCCAGAAGGAUGCUAUCGCCGUGUUCGUGGAUGCCAGCAAGGGGCGCGACAUUGCUCUGGCCCCCACACAGUCUUGGUGCAAAGGAGUCGCCUCCAGCGGUGAGGUCACCGAUAGUCUUUUCUACGUGAGGGCCACGCCUGGAGGGUCGCACGCGCUGAUGCGGGCGUGGAUGUUCUUGGUCGAGGGGCCGCUCGCAGGAGGCCUUUAUCCUGGGGAGAAGGUCGUCUCGAAUAUGAAUUUCGAUCGUCUCGGGCGGGAGUUGAGGGUCGGCGACACUGGCUACGUCAGGGGCACGUCGCAGAAGGACGCCGUGCGGCUGGUCGUCGAGUUCGACGCGUUUGCGGACCUGACCGGCCUGGCCGUGCUGCCGAGGCAGGUCUCGCCCGCGGCCUCUGCGGCACUGAUGGCCCGUGCGGUGGCGACCUCUUCCGGCGUCCGGGGGGCGGUCACCUCCUGCGGCUGGCCUGGCUGGGAGCGCCUGCGCGAGGCCGCGUGA